Messenger RNA from Aplosporella prunicola CBS 121167, 955 nucleotides. RefSeq lists its product as uncharacterized. The transcript has 3 exons. The coding region runs from base 37 to 519 and encodes 160 amino acids. Gene Ontology annotation, biological process: cytoplasmic translation. Gene Ontology annotation, molecular function: mRNA binding; structural constituent of ribosome. NCBI's taxonomy places the organism in Eukaryota, Fungi, Ascomycota, Dothideomycetes, Botryosphaeriales, Aplosporellaceae. Gene Ontology annotation, cellular component: cytosolic large ribosomal subunit. The record is from RefSeq and is a predicted model, not a curated record.
ACAGCGACUCCAGGGCCCGCACGCACAACCAUCACAAUGCGGACCUACGACGACACCUUCAGCGGUCAGAAGAUCUACCCUGGCAAGGGCAAGCUCUACAUCCGUGGUGACUCCAAGAUCUUCCGUUUCCAGAACGGCAAGAGCGAGAGCCUGUUCCUCCAGCGCAAGAACCCUCGCCGCAUUGCCUGGACCACCCUCUACAGGAGGCAGCACAGGAAGGGUAUCUCUGAGGAGGUUGCCAAGAAGCGCACUCGCCGUACCGUGAAGCACCAGCGUGCUAUCGUCGGUGCUUCCCUCGACGUCCUCAAGGAGCGCCGCGGCCAGCGCCCCGAGGCCCGUUCCGCCGCCCGCCAGGCCGCCAUCAAGGAGGGCAAGGAGAAGAAGGCUGCGUUGGAGAGCAAGAAGAAGCUGGAGAAGGCCAAGAGCGCGGCCGGCGCGGCCCGCGGCCAGGCCCAGAAGAUCACCAGCAAGCAGGGUGCUAAGGGUUCGGCGCCCAAGGCCCAGGCCAAGAGCCGUUAAGAGCAAACAAAAAUGGUUCUUGCGUGAUGGUGGCAUGGGUGCCCGGUGUUGCUUUUCUGAUGGUUGCCUGAAGCUCGGACAAAAUGGGCGAUUUUCGAGAGGGUUUGGGCUGAGUUUCUUGCCGGUAUUGUGACAUAGGGUCAGGCUUUUACGGCAAAUAAAGUUCACGUCCUCACGUGUCUGCCCUCGGCUGAUUUUUUGCCGUUGUUGCGAGCUGAUGGUGAUAGUCAACAGCCAGCUCAACGGAAAUACCAAGAAUAAACGAAUACCCAAUGUCACACGGCUUUGCCACCCCUUCUCGUUGCGCGAGAGUCCGUCCAGACCCGUGGAACGUCAUUCAGUAUCUAUGACGGAAGAGUGUAUGACGUCUUACCGGACUUAUCAGAGGGUCUUCCUGUGAAUGUUGCUUCCUAUACCGACGUCGUUUCCUUGUCCC